AUGCCUUUCGAAAUACUCUCUGUUGACACAUCCGUGUUACCAACCGAUGUUCUUUCACUUUAUGAUGAUAGUUUUUAUCGGCUGGUCGAAAUAAUAGCAGGGCCAGCCGAAGCAAAGUUGUUAGAAGCCCAAGGCAUUCGAAGUGUGUAUUCUUUUCUUAAUACUGAAGAUGUAUUCCAUGUUCUUUUUAUUCAAUGUUCUGCUCUAAACAACAUUAAAAAGUCAAUCUGUCUCAAAGGUGAUGAUAAUACAUUUACAGUUAAACCAGGCUGUCGAAGUAACAUCCGAUAUUUAUAUCAACUUCUCUCCCAAAAACACGAAGAACAUUUGAAAAAAAUUACACAUAAAUCUAAAGGAAAUAAACAAUCACAAUUACCCCAAAAUAAUGAUACAACUACAAAUCUUUCGCAAGAUCCAUCUGAAACUGCUCCAACAUCUGCUACUCAUCAACAGUAUACAGGAACAUUAGGUUAG
Messenger RNA from Rotaria sordida, 474 nucleotides. Lineage: Eukaryota; Metazoa; Rotifera; Eurotatoria; Philodinida; Philodinidae. The record is from the annotation of a GenBank genome assembly.